Messenger RNA from Pichia kudriavzevii, 1188 nucleotides. RefSeq lists its product as uncharacterized. The transcript has a single exon. The record is from RefSeq and is a predicted model, not a curated record. NCBI's taxonomy places the organism in Eukaryota, Fungi, Ascomycota, Pichiomycetes, Pichiales, Pichiaceae. Gene Ontology annotation, cellular component: cytoplasm. Bases 1 to 1188 code for a protein of 395 amino acids. Gene Ontology annotation, molecular function: ATP hydrolysis activity; ATP binding; GTP binding.
AUGCCACCAAAGAAACAAGUUGAAGAAAAGAAGGUUCUGCUCGGUAGACCAGGUAACAAUUUGAAGUCCGGUAUUGUUGGUCUAGCAAAUGUUGGUAAAUCCACUUUUUUCCAAGCUAUUACCAGAUGUCCAUUAGGUAACCCAGCCAACUAUCCUUUUGCAACAAUUGAGCCAGAAGAAGCUAGAGUCAUUGUUCCAUCUCCAAGGUUAGACACCUUGAUGGAAAUGUACGGUAGACCAAAGAAAGUUCCUGCAUUUAUCACUAUUUACGAUAUUGCCGGUCUAACCAGAGGUGCAUCUAAAGGUGAAGGUUUGGGUAAUGAAUUCUUGGCUAAUAUCAGGGCUGUUGAUGCAAUCUACCAAGUUGUGAGAUGUUUCGAUGAUGCUGAAAUUAUCCAUAUUGAAGGUGAUGUCAACCCAGUCAGAGAUUUAGAGAUUAUCAGUGAAGAAUUGAGAUUAAAAGAUAUCGAAUUUGCGGAAAAACACCUGGAAGGUAUUGAAAAAAUCACCAAAAGAGGUGGUCAAUCAUUAGAAGUUAAACAAAAGAAGGAAGAAGCUGUUCUUGUUCAAAGAAUCAUUGAUUUGUUGAAGGACGGCCAAAGAGUUGCCAACCAAAACUGGACAGCUAAGGAAGUCGAAGUCAUCAACUCCAUGUACUUAUUGACCGCAAAACCAUCUAUUUAUUUGAUCAACUUGUCCGAAAGGGACUUUUUGCGUAAAAAGAACAAGUGGUUGCCAAAGAUCAAGGAAUGGGUUGACACGUAUUCCCCAGGUGAUAUUAUCGUUCCCCUUUCUGUGUCAUUUGAAGAGAGAUUGUCACAAAUGGAGACUGAUGAAGAAAGAGCAGAGGAAGAAAAGAAUGUUGGCGCAACUUCUGUCUUACCUAAACUAAUUACUUUAAUGAGAUCCAAAUUGAAUUUAAUUUCCUUUUUCACCGCUGGUGAAAAGACUGAAGUUAGAGAAUGGACUAUCAGAGAAGGUACCAAAGCCCCACAAGCUGCUGGUGUCAUUCACACAGAUUUGAUGAAGACUUUCAUCUUGGCUAACGUCAUGAAGUACGAUGAUUUGGUAGAAGCAGGUAGUGAAGCAGCUGUUAAGGCUGCAGGUAAGUUGAUGCAAAAGGGUAAAGAUUAUGUUGUUGAAGACGGUGAUGUCAUGUAUUUCAGAGCAGGUGCAGGUAAGAAUUAA